AGAAUGAGCAAGAAGGUAAAUUCACACUACUAAAAAACAUAAUAAAGAUACAAAUUAAUUUUGAAGGAUAAAGUAGUGAACAGAGCUUUCAUGCAAACACAUGAAACAACAGCAAGAGUAUUAAAGAUAGAAUAUGCUGGGAAACUAUAUAAUAAGAUACUCCAAAGAAUAAAUUAAUUAUACUUUCUUGGAAUGUCUCUUCAAUUAAACCAGAACCUCUUAGUGAAGCUAAUCAAAAAGGAAAACUUAUGUUUUCAGGAAACAAGAAAAGAAAUAACUAACUUUCCUUCAUAUAAAUAUUAUAAUAAAUUAAAAGGUCAUAAUCCAAAUAGGGGAGGAGGAAUAAAAGUUGGGAUUCUUAAGCAAUUCUUUCCAAGAAUAUAUCGAAUUUACUGUCUAAGGUCUAUGAGUUAUUCGAAAGUUUAAUAAUCCACAUAACAGGUAAACGAUUAAUAUUAUCUAUACUAAAUAUUAACUCACCUUUAGAAUAGCAUUAUAACAAAUCAAAAAAAUCGCUAAGAAAACUUUAUUCAACUAUUCAUACAAUCAAAGUGGAAAAUAUUAUUUAUAUUCCGUAGAGAUAUCAAUUAUUCAACAAAUUAAAUACCCUUUAUGAAGGAUGUUAUACUACCUAAUAGUACAUAUUAACAGAAUUAUAGAUAAAAAAGAAAUUACGAGUUAAAAUAGACUUUAAAUGGGUAAAUUAAUAUUUGUAAGUCUAUUAUAAUUUUUAUUAAAGGUCUAAAUUUGUCUUUUUGUGGUAUGAUUGGGUAUGCUUUAUUUAAUGGAAUCAGGCGAUUUUUACCAAAGUUCAGAGCUAAAUCUGUAGUAUUUUAUGA
This is a messenger RNA of Paramecium primaurelia, 839 nucleotides long. The record is from the annotation of a GenBank genome assembly. NCBI's taxonomy places the organism in Eukaryota, Ciliophora, Oligohymenophorea, Peniculida, Parameciidae.